Molecule: messenger RNA, 566 nt
Organism: Striga asiatica
Lineage: Eukaryota; Viridiplantae; Streptophyta; Magnoliopsida; Lamiales; Orobanchaceae
Source: the annotation of a GenBank genome assembly
CUUUAUCUUCUCCUAUUUUGGCUGAAAAAAAUCGAGAAUUUUACAGAUAGAUCAAUGGCGGCAACAACGUUGGUGGCUCAGAUUCCACGAUCUUACUGUUCCAUUUCAUCACACAAUCCGCUUAUGCCCAAAACCGGAUUUCAUGUCCUCCACAAAACGGCGCCGUCUAGGAGAGCAUCAACAGUUCGAGCUUCUUCGGACCCCCAAAGACAAGGUGCCGAUGCAGCUAAUGACAAGACACCAUUUGUUUCCCAGGAUGACUUGAAGUAUUUGGUGAUGUUAGGGGGAGGCUCGUUUGCAGGCGCAGCUGCUAUAAAAUAUGGGAGCAUUAUAUUUCCAGAAAUCACAAGGCCGAAUCUCGGGCUUGCUCUGUUUAUGAUUUUAGCUCCAGUCGUUAUUGCUGUCUUGCUAUUGAUCAAGCAAAGUCGUGUCGAUUGAGAGAUUGUUCAAAAAAAGUAGAGAAUUUUUUGUAGUCUAAAUGUUAUAAAUUGUAGCAAAGUCGUGUCGAUUGAGAGAUUGUUCAAAAAAAGUAGAGAAUUUUUUGUAGUCUAAAUGUUAUAAAUGGU